AUGGCUGCUGGAGUACAACUGUGUAAACAGACCAGUCACUUUAUAUUUUUUGCCUUAUACGUGCUUUGUGUCCUGUGUAACAGGGGAACUUCUCUUAACACACCUAUACAAACCACAAGUACAGCAUUCUACCCGUCCAGUACCGACGUGUCAUCAGAAGGUGAAAAAGCUGUCUUUAGCUCUGACAUUUCUACAGUAAAGUUGUCAUCGAUAGCAAGCUUAUCGGAAGAAGAAACGUUUGUUAUCACUUCUGUAUCAGAAAGCAGCUCCUCAGGUUUGAUACCUAAACCUACUUCAGCUGUCGGUGAGACGGUACUGACAUCUCCAACAACAACAGAGUUUGAAGCAACACCUACAACGUUAUCAAGAGUAUCAACAAGUCCAGCUACUGUAGUUGACACAUUACUAUCAACUCUAUUUACUGCAGCAGAGACAGUUGAAACAAAACCUUCAACUACAUCAACCAUCGUUGAGACGAAUGUAACGUUAACUUCUUCAGUUGCCUUUAAUACCACACUCAUCAGUCAAACAGUUGAGAUUCUAAACACGUAUACUUUAAUCAAUGGGGCUGAAAUUACUUCAUAUUUGUUUUACACGUCAUCAGACAACAGUCCUGGCACAGCUGGUCUGGAUUUAUCAAUAAACUCUACUUCAAAACAGUCAUCAACUACAAGGGAACAAUCAAGCAGUUCAAUUGUUUCAACCGAUUUAUUUUCAAAUAUGUCGUCUGCUAUUCGUCCCUCUACAACUUACUUAGGCGUUGGGUCAACUCUUUAUAUGGAGACGCCGACUGUGACAGAUUUAGUUCUAAGUAGUUCGAGGUCACUUUGGGACACCACGUCUGUCAUCUUAACCUCCAUGCCAUCCACUGUUGCGAUGACGACUGAAAACUCGCUGCAGUCCUCUACGCUGAUGGAUAGUGCAAGUUCUGUGGUAACAGAGGUGAUAUCAACGACACUGACCAAUACAAACCCAGGCGGAACUUUAAGUAGUACAUUAACCAGCAGUACGUUAUCGCCUAAGCCGGAGUUCAGCUCGUCAUCUGACGGAUUAUUUACCACAUCAACUACACGUGUUAAUACACCUGUCUAUAACUCCACGCAUCAUGCCUCUACCAUUACAACAUUAGAGACGUCAUCACUCGGAACCAGUCAUACAGAACAUGUGACUUCUCGUUAUUACUCCUCAUCCUCGUCGUCCGUGGUUUUAGCUCCAACCAGCAGCACUGAUGCUGGUAUGACGUCAUCAGUGAUGUCUGUGACACCUGAUCCUUCCUUAAUCGCAGAAUUGGACAGUCUUCGGAACAAAGUCCAAGAAUUAGAAGACUCCAAUAAUGGCUUACAGACUGCUAUAAUUGUGCUUGCAAUAGCGUUGGCGGUUAUCCUACUGAUAAUCCUCGGAUAUAUCUUUCUACGUCGAAGGCGAGCGGCAAAACGAAAAAAGAACAGAUUUGCCGGCAUCGACGCUGAUCUCACUACACCUGUGAUUCAGCGCCCCAAGCCGUCCUUUGGUUACAGAGAUAGUCAGGACGUGUCAUUCGGCGGUAGAGUCAGUACAGCUACGCUGGAAGAGAGUGGAGAAAUGUCGACAUUAGGAACAUUUUCUACACUUCCCAAGACUGGAGUACACAAUAACAAUAUGGAUACGCCAUCUUAG
Messenger RNA from Ylistrum balloti, 1656 nucleotides. Its product is annotated as serine-rich adhesin for platelets-like. The transcript has 5 exons. The coding region runs from base 1 to 1656 and encodes 551 amino acids. The record is from RefSeq and is a predicted model, not a curated record. NCBI's taxonomy places the organism in Eukaryota, Metazoa, Mollusca, Bivalvia, Pectinida, Pectinidae.